Pimephales promelas (fathead minnow) is the source of this 3587-nucleotide messenger RNA. RefSeq lists its product as uncharacterized. The record is from RefSeq and is a predicted model, not a curated record. NCBI's taxonomy places the organism in Eukaryota, Metazoa, Chordata, Actinopteri, Cypriniformes, Leuciscidae. Gene Ontology annotation, molecular function: RNA polymerase II cis-regulatory region sequence-specific DNA binding. Gene Ontology annotation, biological process: negative regulation of DNA-templated transcription; circadian regulation of gene expression. Gene Ontology annotation, cellular component: nucleus.
AGAGAGAGAGAGAGAGAGAGAGAGAGAGAGAGAGAGAGAGAGAGAGAUGGUCUGUGGGAUAGGGAAAGAGUAGAAGGAAUCGUUCUGAAGGGUUUGCGUUGCUUUUACAGGCGCGCCUGAAGUCAUGCAGUCCUCAGAAUCGCCUUCCUGUCAACCGGAUUCAUUAUGCUCCAACAACAGUUUCUUGUUCAGUGAUGAUGAGACAAAAGUUUACCUGUUGGAGGACAGGGACAGGCCACAUGGGGCCCGUUCGUCUCAGUCCAGUCUUUCUAACAGAAGUGUUUACAGUAUGAAUGGAGAGCAGGAGCGUCCUGGAUCUCAGUGGGCGUGUGAUGGAUUCAGUGGCCCUGAGAGGACACAGGGCAACAGUCACGCUAGGUCAGCAUCUUCGUCCUCCUCGUCUUCAUCUGGAUUAGGAUGUAGCAUCUCUGAGAGUGAGCGAGGGAAGAAUGGAGGAACUGAAGGAGACCUGCUGUUUGCUCGUAAGUGUUUUGAGCUCCAGGGUUUUGUUCGGCCUUUGCUGGAGCUUCUAAAUGGACUGAAGAAAGGAAGAUUUGACAAAGGUCUGAGCAGUUUUCAGCAGAGUGUUGCAAUGGACAGAAUUCAGAGGAUUGUGGGAGUGCUGCAGAAACCACAUAUUGGAGAGAAGUACUUGCCUACUUUGCUGCAGAUAGAGGGAAUGCUAAAGCUUUGGUUCCCUCAAGUGACUGCUCAAGAUUCUGUGACACCUAACCCUGCUGACUUUUCACUUCGAAACAUUUCCACCCUUGGCAAAAGCAAUACCACUCCUCCACACAAGCACAAAGACCAAUUACAUAUUCCAGUCAAGAAGCGAAGAUUGAGCUGGUCAGACACAGACUCACCCUCCUCUUCUCCUCCUGUGGUGUGUAAGCGCACCAAAUGUUGUGAAGAGGACCCCUCUUCAGGGACCCCUUCCCUUUCCUCACACAUGAACCAAUCAGACAAGCGAGUUAGUGAAACCCUGGAGCACAAGGUCAUCCGGUGGUCAGGUUCAAGGCUGACAUGGGUGCACAUUGCUCCAAUCUUCUCCCCACCUAAAUCUGGUCCCUCUCAUGAAGGUGGAAUGGCUAAUGAUAGAGAGAGCGGCAGAGUCCUCCUUCCAGUUUCCCCUCUCACCAGCAGGAGCAGUCCAGCCACGCAGGACAGCUUCAUCUCUUCCACCACAUCUUUUUCAGAGCCAGAUGGAUGCCAAUGCCAGUCUGUGAAUUUAGAGACAAGAAGUCCAUUGCAGGAAUACACCCAGAUCCCACAAAUCACAACAAAGCCUUCAAACUUAGAAGAGCAAAGCCCUUUGCAAACCUGAUGCAGAAAAACCAAGCACAACCAACCGGAUGGGAUGUUGAAUUGGUUGUCUAUUACAGUGAUUGAAAAAGUAUUUGUAAAGAAUAAGUUUAAACUCAACAUAUAAGAUUUUUUUUAAUUGAUUGGGUUGAAAAUUGGCUGUUUUUGAAUUAGAAAUGACUAUGAGAGUAUCUAAAUUAAAGGUGACGUGUGUGAAUUUGGUGUCACUGCCAUCACCAAAUAGAACUGCAAAAAUAAUCAUUUAAAAAAGGUUUUCAAACACUCCCCCAUCAGGAAUUGGUCAGCCAAACAGAAAGCCUUGCUCAAAAAUCAAGGUAUUGGUUGAGCCAGUGUUGUGCUGGACAGGAUACUCAAACAGUGUUUGCAUGAUAAUAUUCUAACAUCCAAAAAAUUACACAGUUCACCUUUAAGGAAAUUUUAAAUCAUGCAGAUGUUCAUUGACUUCUGGAGUGUGUGUUUAAAUCUGAGGAAAAGAUGUUGAAUUUGCUUUCCUAACAUGAGAUCAAAUUAAAAUGAGAGAACAAUAAUUUUAAUAGAAGGAUAACACAAGGUCAAGCCAGCGGUAGAACUUAAUAGAAAUCAGAUGGCAUAGAAUAAAAGGGUUAGUUUUUACUAUAAAUGUGUUGUUUUCUCAAAUUACUACUGAGAUUAUUGGAAUUAUAUUUGUGUUAAUUACCAUUUGAAAAAGUUGCCAGUAAAACAACACAGUUGUAGCAUGACAAGCCCUUUUUAUAAUUCGGAGGAAAAAUGUAGCAGGAUCAUAACUGACUUUUUAAUAUCUGAUAUUUUAUGAAUUUAUGAGUGGAUUGUAAAAGAAGUUGUGAGAGUUUUUUAACUGCAUCUUAUAAGUGUGUGUGUGUGUGUGUGUGUGUGUGUGUGUGUGUGUGUGUGUGUGUGUGUGUGUGUGUGUGUGUGUUUGGUGGGGGUUUUAAAUGUAAAUCAAACCACAUUAUUUGCUAUAGAAUCUGUGACAACUGCUUGAACUGAAAAAAGUACCCACAACUAAUAUAUACAUAAGUGAUGAUAUCUCAACCUGAUAUAAUGUAGGAAAUUAUGUAAUACCCAGAUUGAAAGAGAAAAGAAAGUUUCCAGAGUCUGAGUCUGCUUGAUUGAAAUAUUGUGUAAAGUGCACUGAAGUAGGCUUUUGGAAAACCUCCUGCUCCUCCUGUCAGAUGUGAAUUUAGGUGCUUGAAUGAGGCUGUGCAGUUAUAUGAGACGUCCUAUUAAACAAGGGUCAGAAGUCUAUGCCAACUUUUAUUUAUUCAAUUGUUGAUUUCAAUAUUUAUUUAUAUUUAUUUGUAUUUAUCCAUAUGGCAGCUGAGGUAAUUAGAGCUUGAUCAAUCAUGGAAUAUUUUUCUGUGUGGAUAUAGUAGAGGAAAAAAUGAAGCAAUUCUGAUACUGGGAAACCUGUGCCUUUUUUCUAAAAAGGAUAUUCAUAUUCAUACUUGUCUUUGUUGAUUGUGUAUUUUUAUCAAAUGGUAGAAAACACAAAAUCUUAAAAUGUUCUUAUGCACAAGUUUAUUCAUGAGAAAACUGCCUUUGGACACAAAGUAUCAAUUUACCACUAAAAUCACAGUGAAUUACAGUAACCAAUAACAAAUAUGUCAGUAAAUUGGUUAUCAUAGCAACAUUCAAAGUGGUGCUGUAUUUUACAUUUAUAUUUAAUAAUUUCAUUGCACUCAUUUUUAAUCCAGAAACAACCGAAUUUCGGGGAUCAUUAUGUUGGGAGCUGAUGAAUUAUAAUGUUGAAUUGCACUUGUGCAUCAAUUAAUGGGACAACAAUUGCAUCAACGUCACAUGCUGCUAAAUCACCGAUUUUUUACAAGAGAUUUUAAUUGCUUAAUGUCCAGCUGCCCUAUAGCUAUAGAAAUUUUUUCCAUGAUAAAAAAUUAGAACUGAUAACUGCAUCACAUUUAUUAUAUGUAAUUUACUUUUUAUGUAAUGAUUUUGUAGAAGUUGCACUUUUUUAUUUUGUCAUGUUUUAUAUUGUACAGGUUAUUUAAGACAAAGACCAAGAGCAUAAAGGUUCAUAAAGGAUGUAUAUUGGUUGUUAAAUCUGUAUUUUUAAAUAACUGUUAUACCAUGCAAUCUACACACUGGAAUCUGUCUGCUGUCUGUCCUUCUUUCCAGUCACGUUGUCUUUCACCUGUUUUUCCCUUCUUCAUCCCUUAUUUACUUUUCUCUAUUUUUUCUACUUUUUACUGUUAUUCAUGCUUUUUAUAACGAAGACAAACCUUUUAAUAAAUAAUGCAUUUUGGAAAGUA